This is a messenger RNA of Coffea arabica (coffee), 945 nucleotides long. RefSeq lists its product as uncharacterized. The record is from RefSeq and is a predicted model, not a curated record. Lineage: Eukaryota; Viridiplantae; Streptophyta; Magnoliopsida; Gentianales; Rubiaceae.
AUGGCAUGGUUUUGGUGGGGAGCAGAUGAGAAUCAAAGGAAAAUACAUUGGACCAAUUGGAAUGCACUUACUGAGGUUAAAGGAAAGGGAGGUUUAGGCUUUCGAGAUCUAGAAAUGUUCAACACAGCUUUGCUAGCAAAACAACUCUGGAGAAUCAUUGUUAUGCCUAACAGGCUUGUUAGUAGAGUUAUGAGAGCUAAAUAUAUGAAAAGAGAAUUGGACUGGAUGAGGCAAGCCCCUACUUCAGCAUCAUACCUAUGGAAGAGUCUUCUGAGUGCCAGAUUCCUAUUGAUAAAUGGAAUAAGAAAACUAGUUGGGGAUGGAAGUACCAUCAAGGUGUGGCAAGACAGAUGGAUACCAGGUUCAAGAGAUGGUAGAGUGGAAAAAGAUAGAGCAGCAUUGGGAAGCAUCCAAUAUGUCAAAGACCUGAUUAAACAAGAACAAACAGGGAAGGGGAACAACAUAUGCAAAAGCUGUGGGAAUGGGAUUGAAACUAUUGAGCAUCUGUUCUUUGAUUGUGAAUAUGCAAAGAAGAUCUGGAAACUCAGUCCAAUCAACUGGGAUGGAUUAAUAGAUCUGCAGGCUUGCUUUUGGAGAUGGUGGGAAGGUCUCUUAGAAGCAACUCAAAGAGUCAUUGGCAAGGAGCAUAUAACAUUAACAAUUAAUCUCCCCUGGCAAAUAUGGAAGGCAAGGAACCAGAUUGCUUUCAAUAACGUAAAAGGGGAGGAAAUUUCAGUGGUAAGGAAAGCUCAACGAGAAUGGAUGGAAUUCAAAGAAGCUGUGGAACUAGAAAGUAGAGCUAGCAUUGAUGAAGCGACUCCAGAUCAGUAUGAUAGACGAUGGAAACCUCCAAUGAAAGGUGUGUACAAGAUAAACACUGAUGCUGCAAUCUUAGCACAGUCAAUCAGAACGGGUAAAGGAAUUGUGGCUAGGAACUGGAAAUGA